Messenger RNA from Spea bombifrons (plains spadefoot toad), 1927 nucleotides. It is a transcript of the gene ESS2, whose product is annotated as ess-2 splicing factor homolog. The transcript is spliced from 10 exons. The record is from RefSeq and is a predicted model, not a curated record. NCBI's taxonomy places the organism in Eukaryota, Metazoa, Chordata, Amphibia, Anura, Pelobatidae. Gene Ontology annotation, cellular component: catalytic step 2 spliceosome. Bases 79 to 1512 code for a protein of 477 amino acids.
GACGUAUUUGUUUCUUCCGGUCAGGCUUUUGGUAGUUGGAUCACGAUUCCGUGAGCUCUGUCCUGCCGUGAUUGCACGAUGGCAGCUUCAGAUUCGGGUACCUCGUUGGUCGCCCAGAAACCCGGAUCUACCGCCUUAGUCGUACCUAAGGAAUCCUUAAAUGAGGCGGAAAAGAGGAGGCCAAAGAAAAAGGUCCUGUCCGAAGAGACGUAUAUAGAGAACCUGCAAAAAAUAAUUCAGCGAGAUUUCUUCCCUGAUGUGGAGAAGCUACAGGCUCAAAAGGAAUAUCUAGAAGCGGAAGAGUGUGGUGACCUGGAGAAGAUGAGGCAGAUAGCUAUUAAAUUUGACACCUCUUCAUUUAAAUCCUCCCAGGAAACUCCACUUCCUUAUGUCACUCCAGCCACAUUUGAAACUCCCAGUGGGGCACCUUGUACUCCAUCCAUCGCAGCUAAAUGCACAGUGAGCGAUGAAGGGGAUGUUGAGAAAACAGAAGAGGAAGCAGAUGAUCUUCCUGGUCUAGACCGCUUCUUGGCAAAACAUACGAGUGAGGACAAUGCUUCCUUCGAACAGAUCAUGGAGGUGGCAAAGGAGAAGGAGCGGAGUCGGAAUGCAUGGCUUUAUGAAGCGGAGGAGGAGUACAAACAACGGCAACUGCAGAGUUUGGCUCUACCAUCAGUCGAGAAGCAAGCUAUAGAGUGUGGGAAAGCAGGACUGGACACCUGGGAGUAUAAGGCACACAAUUCUCUCAUGUACUAUCCUACAGGUGUUCCUGAUAAUGACUUAUUAUUCAAAAAACCAAGAGAAGUUCUGCAUAGAAACACACGCUUUCACAAAGACCCCUUCAGCCAGGCCCUGAGCAAGACUCAGCUCCAGCAGGCAGCAGCCUUAAACGCGCAGUACAAACAAGGGAAAGUAGGCCCGGACGGGAAGGAGCUCAUUCCGACGGAGUCCCCAAAAGUUAAUGGCUUUGGAUUUGUUGCAACACCCUCUCCAGCUCCAGGAAUUAAUGAGUCCCCGCUGAUGACAUGGGGUGAAGUUGAGAGCACUCCUUUCCGUUUGGAUGGAUCGGAAACUCCAUAUUUGGAGAAGACUCCGGGCCCAUCGUUUAAGAUUCUGGAACCAGGCCGCAGGGAACGUUUGGGUCUGAAAAUGGCAAACGAAGCAGCAGCGAAAAACAGAUCAAAGAAGCAGGAAGCCUUAAGGAAGGUCACAGAAAACUUGGCAAGCCUUACUCCCAAAGGACUGGCCCCUUCGCUGUCUCCUGCUCUGCAGCGUUUGGUGAACAGGACUUCUAGUAAAUAUACGGACAAAGCUCUGAGAGCCAGCUAUACGCCAUCUCCUGCACACAUGGGCACCCCGGGCUACAAGACUCCAGGAGGCCUUAGCCACACACCCAAUAUUACACCAACAAAAAGGACUCCGUCCCAAACGCCUGUCGCUCCAGAUAGCACAUCCAUUACAGAUAAUCUGCUGCAUUUACCCAAAAGACGAAAAGCAUCAGACUUUUUCUGAAGGCAAAAUACAAAAUGAACAUUGGUUACACUGUUGUAUAUAGUUUUGACACAGACCGUUUCCCGGAGGCUAAGCCACUGACAAGUUACCAAAUUUUGGGAUGAUCUGGAGAGUGUUUAAAGCAAUAUUACCGACAACUGCUUAGUCCAAACGUCUCACGUUUGAAAUGGUUAAUUAAGAGACUCAAUGUAAUAUCGUAUUUAUGCUGUAUGCUAUUCCAACAUUUCUCUGCUUUUUGUAAUGUUUUAUAAAGUGUCUUUGGAUGUCACCGACAAGACUGAAAUUUCCUAAAUUGCACGAUGUUUAUUCAGCAUCCAUUUAUCUAUAAGAUGAGGCUGAAUAUAACUCUACCAACCAAAUAAACAAAAUGUGUUUGGUUCAUACAAGGAUACUUGGUACGUAACUGUUUCAAAAA